AAGACAUAAAGAUAGAAAAUAUAUCAUAUCAUAUCAUAUCCCAAAUAAUAAAAUUAUUAUUGUAAAAAUGGCAACCGUGGCACAAAGAGUUGAAAGCUUAGCAUUGAGUGGAAUAUCAUCAAUUCCAAAAGAAUAUGUGAGACCAAAAGAAGAAUUAACAAACAUAGGUAACAUAUUUGAUGAAGAAAAAAAACAAGGGCCACAAGUUCCAACAAUUGAUAUAAAAGAAAUAAACUCUUCAGAUGAAUUUGUUAGAAGAAAUUGUAGGGAGAAGCUUAAGAAAGCUGCUGAGGAAUGGGGUGUGAUGAAUUUGGUGAAUCAUGGUAUUUCUGAAGAAUUACUUAACCGACUUAAAAAAGCUGGUGAAACUUUUUUUAAGUUACCUAUUGAAGAAAAAGAAAAGUAUGCUAAUGAUCAAAGUGAUGGGAAGAUUCAAGGGUAUGGAAGUAAAUUAGCUAAUAAUGCUAGUGGUCAACUUGAAUGGGAAGAUUAUUUCUUUCAUUGUAUUUUUCCUAAGGAUAAGCGUGACUUAUCCAUUUGGCCUAAGACUCCAGCUGAUUAUACUGAGGUCACAACUGAAUAUGCAAAGGAACUAAGAGGCUUAGCUAGCAAGAUAAUGGAAGUCUUAUCUCUUGAACUUGGCUUAGAAGGAGGAAGGUUAGAGAAAGAAGUUGGUGGAAUGGAAGAGCUUUUACUUCAAAUGAAAAUAAACUAUUACCCAAUUUGCCCUCAGCCAGAAUUAGCACUUGGAGUUGAAGCUCAUACAGAUGUAAGUUCACUUACUUUCUUACUCCACAACAUGGUACCAGGUUUGCAACUUUUUUAUGAGGGCAAAUGGGUCACAGCAAAAUGUGUACCUGGUUCAAUUCUAAUGCAUAUUGGUGACACAAUUGAGAUUCUUAGUAAUGGAAAGUACAAAAGUAUCCUUCACCGUGGAUUGGUUAAUAAGGAAAAAGUUAGAAUAUCUUGGGCAGUGUUUUGUGAACCACCUAAGGAGAAAAUUAUUCUUAAGCCACUUCCUGAACUUGUCACUGAAAUUGAACCAGCACGUUUUCCGCCUCGUACUUUCGCUCAGCAUAUUCAUCACAAACUUUUUAGGAAGAGUGAAGAGGAGAAGAAAGAUGAUCCCAAAAUUUGAGUUUUCAUAAGUCAUAAUUUAACCGAGAUUGUAUCGUAUUUAUCGUAUCUAUCUUAGCUUAUGAACUUUUUGUGUGUAAGUGUAAUAAUAGACUGUUUAUAUGUAUGCAGUCUAAAUUUGUUGUAUGUUGUUUCUUUUAAUAAGAAAACUAUUAGUCA
Messenger RNA from Trifolium pratense (red clover), 1296 nucleotides. RefSeq names its product leucoanthocyanidin dioxygenase-like. The record is from RefSeq and is a predicted model, not a curated record. The transcript has 2 exons. The coding region runs from base 68 to 1138 and encodes 356 amino acids. NCBI's taxonomy places the organism in Eukaryota, Viridiplantae, Streptophyta, Magnoliopsida, Fabales, Fabaceae.